Messenger RNA from Manihot esculenta (cassava), 1191 nucleotides. Its product is annotated as eukaryotic translation initiation factor 4 gamma-like. The coding region runs from base 1 to 1191 and encodes 396 amino acids. The record is from RefSeq and is a predicted model, not a curated record. The transcript has a single exon. Lineage: Eukaryota; Viridiplantae; Streptophyta; Magnoliopsida; Malpighiales; Euphorbiaceae.
AUGAAGAAAUUUGAGUUUUCCGUCUGCUAUAUUUCACUAUUGAUUAUGUUCUCCUCCUUUUCUGUUGCGCAUAUUAAUUCAGCACCUUCUAGUCCUGCAAGUGCUUUUGGUCCUGCAGGUGCUUCUAGUCUUGCAGGUGCUUCUGGUCCUGCAAGCGCUUCUAGUUCUGAUUUUGUAAGUGCUUCUGGUCCUGCAGGUGCUUCCGAUUUUGCAAGUGCUUCUGGUCCUGCAGGUGCUUCCGAUUUUGCAAGUGCUUCUGGUCCUGCAGGUGCUUCCGAUUUUGCAAGUGCUUCUGGUCCUGCAGGUGCUUCCGAUUUUGCAAGUGCUUCUGGUCCUGCAGGUGCUUCCGAUUUUGCAAGUGCUUCUGGUCCUGCAGGUGCUUCCGAUUUUGCAAGUGCUUCUGGUCCUGCAGGUGCUUCCGAUUUUGCAAGUGCUUCUGGUCCUGCAGGUGCUUCCGAUUUUGCAAGUGCUUCUGGUCCUGCAGGUGCUUCCGAUUUUGCAAGUGCUUCUGGUCCUGCAGGUGCUUCCGAUUUUGCAAGUGCUUCUAGUUCUAGUCCUGCAAGUGCUUCUGUUCCUGUAAGUGCUUCUGAUUUUGCAAGUGCUUCUAGUCCUGCAAGUGCUUCUGGUUCUACAGGUGCUUUUGAUUCUGCAAGUGCUUUUGGUCCUGCAAGUGCUUCUAGUCCUACAAGUGCUUCUGGUGUCGCUGCUCCCAGCGAGAAAGAAACCAAGAUAAAAUGUCCCUUUGCAGCCAAGAGAGAGGCUGAAGCCAAGAAAAAGGCUGAGAAAGAGGCUGAAGACAAGAAAGAAGCUGAGAAAGAGGAUGAAGACAAGAAAGAAGCUAAGAAAGAGGAUGAAGACGAGAAAGAAUCUAAGAGCGAAGUCGAUAAAGCGAAAGAAGCCGUGAAAGAAGCAAAGAAAGAAGUUGAGAAAGCGAAAGACGCCCAUAAAGAAGCCAAGAAAGAAGCUGAGAAAGCGAAAGACGCCGUGAAAGAAGCCAAGCAAGAAGUUAAGAAAGAGAAAGAAGCCGAGAAAGAAGCCAAAAAACAAGCUAAGAAAGAGAAAGAAGCCGAGAAAAAAGCCGAGAAAGAAGCCAAAAAACAAGCUAAGAAAGAGAAAGAAGCCAAGGAAGAAGCUAAGAAAGAAGCUAAGAAAGAGAAAGAAGAAGAGAAAGAAGCUAAGAAAGAAGCUUAA